CACGUGUUUCGCUUGUUGACAAACGCAAGCGAAGCGCGCACGAGCGUCGCAUCGUAGUGGUUGACGCUUCGCGUUGUGCGACGCGCCUUUUUUAGAAGCCAUCGGCUACUUCGACGUGUCCGAACUCUCCCGAGAAUGAGUGUUACUUUCGCGCGCAAAAGUAGCAGACAAAUUUGAUGUUCUGCUGCCCGUCGACGCUGUCAUGGUACCCGCCGGGCUGCGUGUUCCACAGACCGGGUGUUCACGAAUCCUCUGCAGUGACCAGUACGUCAUGCCCGACCUGUCGACGUGCAGGGACUCGCACCUCGCGGCCCUCUUGUUCCUGAGCCGCGCGGCGAAGCCGUACGACGCCACGGCGGUGCUAGCCGGUAUCGAACGCCUCGUGGAUCCUGCGCGCCUAAGCAUUAUGGGGCCGUACGACUGCGAUCACAUCUGGUUGCUCAGGUUUACGGACGCCGAAGCUCGCGACAAAGUCGUCGGUGCGUCGGACCUCGAGUGCGCCGGUCACCCCGCUUUCUGCGUCGAGCCGCAGCCCGAACAUUCGCUUCACCGCGGACGCUGCGUCGGCGGAGCUCUGGGCUGGCUAUGUGGCGCAACUCAUCCAGACUACUGGCUCCGGAUAUUAGAUGUGUCGUUUCCUCCUGAAGAUGCCAAGUGCCUGCUUUCAAGAUCCUAUACCUGGGAGUGUGAUGUUGUGGGGCCGCGUUACGAGGAGUCGGACCUGGGCACGGAAGGAGACAAUGUCGAGGACGAAGAGGAGUUUGAGAAGCGGCAGCUCCUGGAGCAGGAAGCAGCUCUCAUGGCCGAGAUGGGCCUCCCGGUGUCCUUCACGUCUGCCAAGCGUGACAGUGGCAAGAAAAGGGGUGAUGCCUGUGCAGAAAACGAAGAGCUGCUGUGUUGUGACGCGCCUGAAGAUCAGAGCUUGCCAGCAACUAUGGACGAUUGGCAGAACUUUUGGGAGAAGAACGGAGACAACCUCGUGUGGCAGUCCUGGGUGCAGCGCUACAGCGAGUACAUCUCUCCAGAGUACCUGGAAAGCCAUGCCGCUUCUGCAGAUGGCCAAAUGCCUUCCGCUACGGGAGAUAAUGCCGUGGCGCUGCCAGAUGGUGUGGACAAGAGAGGACAGCCAAAAGACGAUGCUUCUUCAGCGCCCUCUACAGACCAGCCUGCCGGAGGUUCUGCUCAGGUGGAAAAUGAGAGACUCAGUGGAGGUAUUUGUCUUGCUGAGAACUCCGUGGCCUCAACAUUGCCUUCUGGCCAGGGUGACCAGUCUUGCAACAACGGCAUCUGCAGUACCACCAUUGAAGGUGUGCAAGACGACUGUAAACAGCUUCUUGGGUGUGGCCAAGUUGGCGACACGCUGCACAGAGAACAAGAAGAAGACGAUGACGGAAGUGCAGCUGCCGGUGCUCGGAAGUCCGACGACGAUCUGUGGAAGGAAGUCUGGGAGGAGCAUUACCUUGAGGUGUACAACCAUUACUACAGCAUGUUUGGCCACGACGGUGAGGUGGACGGUUGCAUCCAGCAUUCAGAGCCAACGAAUGCGGACCCCACUCCUGCAGAUACAGAGCAGACGAACUUGGCUACAUCGGAACAGACGAUUGCUGUCGAGUGCCAGUCAGAGGCGAUAAAUGACACUCUGGUGCCUGAUAGUUGUGCCAACAAUCAGAACAGUGCUACAGAUACCUGUAAUGCAGCUGAUUGUGGAAGUGUGAAUCGUCAAAAGGAUGAGCAGGGUAGAAACUGUAGCGUUACGGAGCAAAUGUGCGCCGACUCAGUUGUGAAAGGCGACAGUGAAGUCGACAAGGAAGAGAUUGUCUUGCUCGAGGACGAGUGCGACGUGAAGCUGAUGAAACAGAUGGGCCUGCCUGUGCAGUUUGCAUCGGCUGGCAAACAGAAGAAGCCGAAGAAGAGCAAAAAAUGCACUUCCAAGCGAUCCCCGAAAGUUAAAGGCAACGAAAUACCCAGUUGGGAUGAAUACUGGCUUUGCAAUGGCAGCCGCCUUCUGUGGGACACCUGGACAGAAACCUACCCUGAAUUUUUAGAACCCUUGUUCCUGGCGUCGGUGAAACUCGACCGGACAUUGCCGAAUGCGGACGAGUGCCUUCGAAGGUGCCCUGUUGGAGGGGACGACCUCCCGGUGUCACUGCAUCGAGAUGAUUCUAAACUGCCAAAAGACGCAAGCCUUUGGCAGAAGCUGUGGAACGCCCACUGUGACCGCGUGUGUGGACUUGAAUUUCAAAAGUACCAGCAAGUUGUCUACGAAGAACCUUCCGAAGCCAAAGAAGAGAGCGAAAGGCAUAAUAAAGACGAAGUGGUCGUUGAAAGUGCCGAAAUUGAGGCCGUAGGUGAAAGAAGAAUUGAUGAAGUGACUGUGGAGAGUGUUCAGAACUCCGUGUUGGUGCAACAACACAAUGGACAGGACUCUGAUGGCGUCAGGCAGUGUCCGUCAGGUUCCCAGGAGGGCGAUCAUGGCAGUCCGUCAGGCUCAUGCAAAACGAAAGGCUCAAGUACGGAGGGCGCGUCUGGUUCUUCCGACAGUGCUUGCUCUAGGGGAAGUGGGGGUGGCAGCAAAAACAUUCAAAAUGGCAAUGGCGAUGAUGACGGAGACGACCCUCCAGACGAGAGGCCAGUGAAGAUAAAGAAGAGUCACGAAGAGGACGUAAACUCUGAUGAAGAUGACGCAUUCAAAGCCCUCAUAUCUUACGGACUGUCUCUGAAGGAAAGCCUGAAGGGAAUCAAGCUGGGUCCCGAAGGAGCCAAGUCCCACGUGGCGAACAAGAAAAAACGCAAGAAGUUACGUAAGCAGGGAGCCAGUCAGCAAGGCACGGUGGCACCGCAGCAACCACAAGAAGAGAUGAAAGAAUUGCUGGCCAUCAGCUCCUCUGGCGCAUCCACUAUGCCGAGCUACAUUCGGGACAACCCGCAGUUGAUCAAGUACUGGAUACAGCGGUACAGACUCUUCUCCAAGUUUGACCAAGGCAUUCAACUGGACGAAGAAUCCUGGUUCUCCGUGACACCCGAAGGCAUCGCCAAGCACAUAGCAAAGCGAUGCAAGGCGGACGUCGUCAUCGAUGCCUUUUGUGGUGCGGGAGGCAACAGCAUCCAGUUUGCCCUGGCGAGCCGCCGUGUGAUAGCUGUGGACAUCGACCCGGCGAAGGUGGAGUUGGCGCGGAACAAUGCGUCCGUGUAUGGCGUGGCGGACAAGAUUGAGUUUGUCGUUGCCGACUUCCUGGAGGCCGCUCCGCGACUGCGUGGUGAUGUGGUCUUCCUGAGCCUUCCUUGGGGAGGGCCCUCGUACCAGUGGAAAAAAUCUUUUGACCUGAAGGACAUGAAACCCGACUUUUACCAGACGUUUGCACUGAGCAAGAAAAUCAGCAACAACAUUGCACUGUUGGUCCCAAAGAACACAGAUGUUGACCAGCUUGUCCAACUGGCCGGUCCUGGAGGCAAGGUCGAGAUCGAGCAGAACCUGCUCCACAACAAGAUUAAGACCAUCACUGCCUACUUUGGCGAUCUUGUUGCACAGUGAGCCUGCGGUUCCCCUUUGCCAAUGCACCACAAAUGCUGUAGGGACGCACGCUCAUUACUGACCACCGCGACCCGUUCACUUGUCUGGGCAGUUGUAAAUAAAUGUGUCGGCUUUUACCGUUCACUCAUCAGUGAUCAAGGAUCACACGGAAAUGACCACUAGCUGCCUUGUCUUGUAUAACACUACAUCUGGUGUUUCAGUAUAAUUAUGUAUUUACUUUUAGUAUAGGAGAUACCACUGGGGCAUACAGUUGAAACGCCAUUUUGUGUUUUCAAGGUGACUGGUGGUCUUUUUAAGGAGGCAGACGGGGCUAUGCGGUAGAGAGUGCGAAAAGUGGCUGUGUUACUUGCACAUAUUUGUGUGUAAUUUUAAUAAAUGUAAAUGUUAUUAACAAAAAAAGUGUAUCUGUGUAUGCCAUGCAGUAAAGGUUAAUUUAAAAGAACAAUACGAGAGGGGACCCAAAAAUAACGGAGAUUUUUCAAGGUAAACAUUUUUAUUCACUUUUAUCCGGAAAACGAAUUAUUUGCUUUCAUAGUAGUCUCCUUGAGCUGCAAUGCACUUGUGAGUUUUUUUUGUUUUUUUUUUUACCCUGUUCGAUAGAUCCUAGGAGCUGUUAAUUUCUGAUGCUGUUUAGGGCCACCUGCGAAGCUACUUCUGCGAUUUGAAUGUCGUCGAAAGGCUACCCUUUAAAUUUUUUCAUCCUGGGACAUAAAAGAAAAAGUCACAGGGUGCCAGGUCUGGGCAUAGGGUGGGUGGGGAAUGACCGGCACACUCAGUACAUGCAUUGUGUGUGGCCAGCAUUGUCAUGUAAAGAGACAGCUCACCAAUCCGCCACAGAUCUGGUCGCUUCCUUCGCAUGUCCUCUCACAGGUGCCUUAAAACCCCUAGGUAAAUCUAUUCAUUAAACGUCUGUGAAGAUGGGAUGAACUCGCAAUGGACCAUGCCGUAGAUGUCGCAAAAGACGGAUCAGCAUUGUUUUGACGUUUGACUGAACUUGUCUUGCUUUUUUGGGUCAUGGUGAUCCAUGGGUCUUCACUGACUUGCGCCUGUGUGGUCGUAGCCGUAGCACACACUCCCAUCUCCUGUUACUUUCGACCGAAAAUCUGGGUCUGUCGUGGUCUCAUUUUUCAAGUCUUCAGUCAUCGACAGCCGAGUUUGUUUUUGUUCUCCUGUGAGCAGUCUGGGCAUUAAUUUUGCUGCAAUUCGCCUCAUCUGCAAUUCCUCAGUCAAAGUUCAUUGGCAUGCACCCUCAACUAAUGCCUGUCCUCUGAUAACUCUUCGAUUGCCAUUUAGCAAUCUUGGUUGAUCGUUUCAAGAAGCAAAUAAACAUUUUCAUCUGUCCAAUUGAUUGAAGGGUGACCUGAACUGAGGUUCAUGCUAAUUCUGCCAGUCCUUGAAUUAACGACGCAAGUCCUAGACUUUAGUACUGCUCAAGGCUUGUUCCUUGAAGGCUUCUUGAAGUAUGCCAUGCAUUUCCGUGAACGUUUUUCCCAAAGGAAAACAAAAUUUGAUGCAGACAUGCUGCUCCUUACGAUCACACAUCAUGGUUUCACAUACGCGUCGUGUUUCUCUUCAAAACAAAGUGAUCCAUGGAAUGAAUUGCUUCUAUGAUGGCAUCCAUCAAGGCACUGAAAGCAGAGGGCUAUAACUAGCUACAUUUAGUGGCAGGACAUGGAAGUACGUCCAUGAGAGGCGUGCAAGUUGGUUUCUUUUGUGUCCGCCUUUGUACAUACAAUAGUACAGAAUAACAGCAAAAACAAUAGCUUGAAACGGUAUGAGGAAUUCAUAUUUUAGUCUGUUCAAAACAUGCAAUAAAUAAAUGCAUCAAGUUCACUGCAGUGUUUGCUUCAAGAGGUGAGAAAAGACUAAAUUGAAAAAUAUUGUAUAUUGAAUGUCAGAUUACCAGCAUAAAAACCAAAUAAGGAACAUUGUGUUUAGUUUCCAUGAUUGUGUUGAAAUAAAGAGCUUCGGUCAUUUACAAAUACCUCAAGGAUCCAAUGAACCGAUAGCAACAGCAUUGCUGACUGGCAAUGUGAAAAGCCCGCUUCUCUAGCACCUGAUUUUUGUGUUGUUGAUCUACUGUGGAUAAUACUAAAAAGGUCAUGCAAGAAUCAGUGGCAGUGAGAUCCACAGAUGCACGAUAUCGCCCGAGGCAUUCUGGAUUAGUUUUUUCAGUUGCAGAGUUGAGAGAAUACACCAACUUGUCAUUUGCAGCUUAUGAACCAGGAAAGUACUGAUGCUAGAUGUGUUGUGUUACACAAAGUAUGGCUCACUGACAAGCUUUCCUUGUAGCUGCAACCUUGCUUGACAGUGCUCAUUUUUUUUAUGCCUCAUCACUAAGACUUCACUUAUACUGUAAUACCUCGACGACUCCUGUUCAGUUGGCCACAAAAGCUUACAGGACAUGAAAUCCACAACAAAUGUGAAUUACUCAUCUGUGAAGGCAUGGCGUUUCUAAUUUAGUGCAUCACUAUGUAGGUUACGGAGGCUCAGGACCAGGCGUUGCAGAAACUUUUUUUUUUUUUUUCGCAAGUCCCGUGCUUGUGCACUUUAAUGCUGGCUACGUCUUGUUUAGUCAUUGAUGGCAUUAUUUCUACAGACUUAGUGUACUGACGUUCAGGAUCGACAUACUCUAGUUCAGAAUAGCCAACUGUAGUUAAGUUUCUCUACGUUCUUACUGGGCAUUAAUGCUUGAUUCAUUGCUGAACACCUUAUGCCGUCAACCUCAGAGAUUUCCAGUGUAUGUCCUGUGUGGUCACUGAUGACAUUCAGCAGGCUGUUAUUGUGUUUAGCCCUUAGUUGUGUACUUGAAAAGGAUUUUCAAUGAGCUCAAACAUAGUUAUAUAAAUAUACUUACGCUCUUACAAGACCUUGAGGCUUGUAGCAUGGGUAUGCUUGAGAACGGAGCUAUGUGCUCCUCACAAUAUAUUUCUGAUGCAACAGAUGCUUUUGAAUCUUUAUUAAUCAGCUCAAGCAAAAUUUUCAAUUAGGGGCACUGUAGUAUGCAUAUUUUUAGCAUGAGGUGCAUAAGUUUAGCAAUGGGUAAAGAGCUAAAAAACACUUUUUUUUAUUCUUUGAGUAAGCUGUGACUUAUGUAUUGUUUUUUUUUUUUUUUUUUUUUUUCAUGUUACGCUCUUGUUAGCCCUUUAUGUACACUUCAGUGUUAAGAAAACACACUGGUUGUUUAGAAAUACCAUGACACAAACUUGGAUUUGUUGCGGUAAUGUCAAUAAAUAUUUAUUUCAUUGCUCAUUACAGAAAAAUAAAAGGAGAAUGUGUAAUGUAUAUCUUUUUUUUU
Messenger RNA from Dermacentor silvarum, 6830 nucleotides. It is a transcript of the gene Tgs1, whose product is annotated as trimethylguanosine synthase. The transcript has 13 exons. Lineage: Eukaryota; Metazoa; Arthropoda; Arachnida; Ixodida; Ixodidae. Gene Ontology annotation, biological process: 7-methylguanosine RNA capping; 7-methylguanosine cap hypermethylation. Gene Ontology annotation, cellular component: nucleus. Bases 203 to 3532 code for a protein of 1109 amino acids. The record is from RefSeq and is a predicted model, not a curated record. Gene Ontology annotation, molecular function: RNA cap trimethylguanosine synthase activity.